AUGUCCACUCGCAAGAGAAAGCAAGACGCCGAGGAGGAGCUCCAGGCUCUCCCUAGCGACGACAGCGAAGAAGAAGAAGAAUACGACGACUCCGAGCCUGAACUCUCAGAUGUGAGCGACGAGGGCGAAGAAGAGGAGGGUGACGAGGAUGACGAAGACGAGGAAGAAGAGGAAGAAGUCGAAGAAGCCCCUCCCAAGGCCAAGAAGCAAAAGACCGCCCCUGUCGCCGAUGAGGAGGAGGAGGCUAAGGAGAAGGAGAACGGCGCUAAUGGCGACGAUGUUGAAGAGGACGAGGAAGAUGCUGAAGAUACGACUGAGACUAGCGGUCCUGCGGCGGCUGCGGCUAAGGCCAAGGGAGGUGAUGUUCCUAAGGAAUCGGAUCUCCCUGAGGUUGAUGCUGCGGAUGAGGAGUAA
Penicillium atrosanguineum is the source of this 414-nucleotide messenger RNA. RefSeq lists its product as uncharacterized. The coding region runs from base 1 to 414 and encodes 137 amino acids. NCBI's taxonomy places the organism in Eukaryota, Fungi, Ascomycota, Eurotiomycetes, Eurotiales, Aspergillaceae. The transcript is spliced from 3 exons. The record is from RefSeq and is a predicted model, not a curated record.